Messenger RNA from Paramecium sonneborni, 1746 nucleotides. NCBI's taxonomy places the organism in Eukaryota, Ciliophora, Oligohymenophorea, Peniculida, Parameciidae. The record is from the annotation of a GenBank genome assembly.
AUGAAUGAGGUAUAUAUAGUAUAAACAUAAUUUAGAAUCUAAAUCUACAAAAACUGUUGAAUAAUCAUCUAAACCCAACUAUUGAUAACCUUUAGAUUAUUUAUUCCAAAUUACAGCAGUUAUAAUAUUUUAACUCAUUCAUAGAGAAGAAUCUUAAGGGAACAUAGAGGGAAAGUCUCCUUUAUGUACAUAAAAUACCCAUAAUUAGUUAUGCGGAAAAUUCCGAAUGGAACAUUUCAAAGGAGGAGAAGUAAUAUUCAAAGAGGGAGACAAGUCAAACGACAAAUUAUAUAUAAUAUUUAAUGGUAAAGUAGCUUUGAUCAAAGCUCGACCUUAAUAAAUAUAAUAAGUGAUUGACAGACCUCCUGAAAUUUAAAAAACACCUUCAGUCUAACAAAAUUAAUUGCCAAAACCUGUUCCUCUUAUACCUCAGUAUAUAUAUAAUUAUGAUUGAUAAAGGAAAACAAUAAGUGCUAAUGCUACUGGGACAAACUUUUUCAAAUAAUUGGCAUAUUCAAAAAAGUUUGCUGAUAAAAUGAAGGGAAACAUAAUUCAGGGUUAAACUAAUGAAAGAGUAUAAAUAACACAAUAAGAAAUUUAAUUUUUAAGCGAGAAGUAUGGAGAAACAAUUAGAAUAUUAAAAAGAGGAGAAGGAUUUGGAGAUAGAGCUUUAUUAGAGAAUGUUCCAAGAGCAUUAACAGCUUGUGCUCAAACUUAAGAUUUAUUUUUAUUGAUUUUGAAAAAAGAUGAUUUUGAUUUAAUUCGACAGCAAUUCAUAUAAUAGAUGAAAGAAAAGAAAAGUUUAAUAUUCACAAAAUUUCCUGUUUAAGGGGAUUAUUCAUCUAAAUAAUUAGAACAUUUAGCAUAUAGUUUUGAUGUUGAAUAAUUUUAAAAAAAUUUUAUAUUAACAGUAGAUGGACAUCCAAAAAAGUCUUUUUAUUUGAUUUAAUAUGGAGAUAUAUUAAUAGAGAAAUUAAUUAAUGAUUAAAUGACUAAAAUUUGUAUUUUAAGUACUAGUAUUAUUAAAUUUUAAUAGCUAAAGGAUAAUUAUUAGGAGAAGAGAUUGUUAUGAAUGAGGAUGGAUGUUGUGAAUAUAAUUCAAUAGUUUUAACAAAUGAGGCUACAGUUAUGGUGAUUCAUAAACAUGAAUUUUUAUAAAAAUUUCCUGAAGAAUGUAAAUAAUGGGUUAGAGAAGAAUAUUUAAAGAAAAGUAAAUUUAGAAAAAUAUUUUAAUCAAAAAAUAUGGAAAGUCUAACAGGAAUUGGAAAACCUAAUUUUAGUGAAGUAAAAUAAUACAUAGAGAUAAAAAAUAAUCCAAUGAAAAUAAAAAGUAAAGAAUCUGAAGAUAAAAUUGAUAUAGGAACAUUGAUUGAAGAAAAGAAUUAUAUAUAUGUAUAAAAAUAUUAGAGUGAUCCAGAAAAAGAUGCAACAGCUACAUUAUUUGGAUAAGAUUUAUAUUAAACACCAAAAUUAGGAUUCAUUCCUAAAUAUGAUAAAUUUAGUAACAUACCAUUAAGAGCAUUUAAAGAAUAAUUUUUAAAGAAAUUAUGUUCUAAAAAAAGAAGACUUGAAUAUUUACGACCUCUUCCUUUAACGGCUCGUGUAUUAACUUUAAAAACUAAUUAAUCAACUAAUUUAAGUAAACAUAAACAUAAUCACACUCUUACAUAAUCUACUGCUAUUAAUUCAUAAACUCCAUGUCUCUCUUCAUCCCCUAAUUAUACAAAUAGCAAAGAAAUUAAUUGA